AGCAGGAAGUAUGUUAGCUAAAUCACAUCCAUUGAUCACGGGUCUCUCAGGUUUGCUGUUUUUCUGAGCGAUAGUAAACCUCGAUGUUUCUCUUCUAGCCAUGCUGUAAGAGUUUCGCACGUUUUAUGUGUCACAAGUGGCGCAGAAACUGAAUGCAAGUUCCACCACCUCUACCUCUGACUACAGGCACGGCGAGGAGGGAAUUGUUUGAUAGGUUAGGGUUACUUCGCUCUUUCCUGGAGAACUGCAUUAGCGAUGCUGCAGAUCCAAGGCAUGCCCAUUAGGUUGUUUGAAAAAAGAGUGAGCUUCAGACCCACACCGUUUGAAUGAUCAGUCCAAGAAUGGCUUCCGGAAUGCAAGAGAAACAGUAUACUCCAUCUCUGCUUAGUUUUUUCAUCUAUAACCCUAAGUUUGGACCACGUGAGGGGGAGGAGGAAAAAAAGAUCUUAUUUUACCAUCCUAGUGAAGUGGAGAAGAAUGAAAAGAUUCGCAAUGUUGGACUCUGUGAGGCCAUUGUUCAGUUUACAAGGACCUUCUGUCCCAGAAAGCCAGCCAAGUCUCUUCACACUCAGAAAAACAGGCAGUUCUUCCUUGAGCCAGAGGAGAAUUUCUGGAUGGUUAUGGUUGUACGAAAUCCUAUGAUCGAAAAACCCAACAAGGAUGGCAAACCACCAACUGUAGAAUACCAAGAAGAGGAGCUUCUAGACUCUGUUUAUGGAGCAGUUUUACAGCAGUGUUACAGCAUGUAUAAGAUCUUCAACAGCACUUUCAACAGGGCAGUCGAGACUGGUGGUGUGGAGCUGCUCAUUCAAAAGCUUGAAAAGUUCUUCUACAGGUACCUGCAGACAAUUCACCUGCAGUCCUGUGACCUGCUGGAUGUGUUUGGGGGAAUCAGCUUCUUGCCCCUGGACAAGAUGACCUACCUGAAGAUCCAGUCUUUCGUCAACAAAGUGGAGGAGAAUUUGAGUUUAGUCAAAUACACAGCCUUCCUCUACAAUGACCAGCUUAUUUGGAGUGGGCUAGAGCAGGAUGACAUGCGCAUCCUUUACAAAUACCUGACAACAUCCCUGUUCCCUCGACACUCCGAACCGGAGCUUGCAGGCAGGGACUCUCCUCUAAGGCCGGAGGUGAUGGGGAAUCUGUUGCACUAUGGAAGAUUUUUAACUGGACCUGCCACCCUAAAAGAUCCAGAUGCAAAAUUCAGAUUUCCCAAAAUAUUUGUUAACACAGAGGACAGAUCCGAGGAGCUCCACUUGAUAGUUUACAAGGCAAUGAGCGCAGCUGUGUGCUUCAUGAUCAAUGCAUCGGUGGAGCUGACCCGGGAGUUCUGUGAGCAGAUGGAUGCUCUGGUCGGGCCCCAGCUCACACUGCUGGCUUCGGAUAUUUGUGAACAGUACAACAUAAACCGGAGGAUAUCAGGGCCAGAGAAGGAGCCCCAGUUUAAGUUCAUCUACUUCAACCACAUGAACCUAGCGGAAAAGAGCACCAUCCACAUGCGCAAGACAGCCGGUGCCUCUCUCUCCUCGGUCCACCCUGACCUCAUGAAGAUCCUUGGAGACAUUAACUGUGAUUUUGCACGGGUUGAUGAAGAUGAAGAGAUCAUUGUAAAAGCAAUGACGGACUACUGGGUUGUGGGAAAGAAGUCAGAUCAGAGGGAGCUGUAUGUUAUUCUGAACCAGAAGAAUGCUAAUUUGAUUGAAGUGAAUGAUGAGGUGAAAAGACUAUGUUCGACACAGUUCAAUAACAUUUUCUUCUUGGACUGAGGACCAUAAGAGAAGGGAGGGAUGUGAUUACACUAAAACCUGUCAGCUGUUCAUGUUUUAAUGACAGCAUCAGUGUAAUGCAAUAAUUGCAUUGUUAAAAAAAUAAUUUUCAUAUUAUGCAAUUUUUUUAAAGAUUUUUAUUUAAUCUAUACAAGGUGACUGUUCCUGUAAUUAACUGUAAACUGAAAAUUUUACUGAUUUUUAUAUACAUUUUAUAUAUACAUUGUGUGUGUGUGUGUAUGUAUAUAUGUGUUUAUAU
Electrophorus electricus (electric eel) is the source of this 2022-nucleotide messenger RNA. It is a transcript of the gene ccz1, whose product is annotated as CCZ1 vacuolar protein trafficking and biogenesis associated. NCBI's taxonomy places the organism in Eukaryota, Metazoa, Chordata, Actinopteri, Gymnotiformes, Gymnotidae. Gene Ontology annotation, cellular component: Mon1-Ccz1 complex; intracellular membrane-bounded organelle. The record is from RefSeq and is a predicted model, not a curated record. Gene Ontology annotation, biological process: vesicle-mediated transport.